CGACAUACUUUCUCGUAAUAACGACAUAGUUGUUUACAGUAAAACGUCAUCUUCUCGCGGGACAUUUCAUUCUCGUCUUGAUGACCUGUGGGAAAAGAUGGAGAAUCAGCGGGAGCCUCUUUAUUCCUUUUAAGGGAUAGAAAUGUGUCAGAGGACAGAAUUUCCACCAUGAGGAAUGACAAAAUCGACAUCUCUGAGGCUGGACGAAGAAACACUACCUGAAGAUUUUGAGAGGAUUAAGAAAACCUACUGACUGACUUCCUUCAUGGAUGCAGAUAGAGGACAUUUGCAUUCUCUAAUUAAAGUGUACUUUUCAAUGGGGUUAAACCAUAGAGAAAUACUGCUUUCACUCAGCGCUGUUGAUAGAAUAAUAAUCAGCCUUCGGACUCUUCGAAGAAUCUUGUCAACACUGAGACUUCACAGAAGAAAAAACCAAAGUGACGUUCUUGACAUUGCAUUAUUUCUUAUUGGACAACUGCAGACUUAUGGUCAAUUUAAUGGAUACAAACUGCAACAUCUUAGAUGUAUACAGGAGGGAUUUGUUGUCACCCAGAACACAGUGAGACAGUUAAUCAAAAUUCUGGAUCCCAGAGGUGUUGAGUUGAGACAACGUAAUCGUCUCCGUCGUCGACUGUAUUGUAAUCCUGGACCAAACUUUAUUUGGCAUGUGGACUCUUAUGAUAAACUGAAACCAUAUGGAAUUUGUCUGAAUGGGGCUGUGGAUGGGUUUUCCAGAAUGGUUAUCUGGCUUCAUGCAUACUCUACAAACAGUAAUCCUAAAAUUAUUGCUGGAUAUUUCAUUUCAGAAGUUGAGAAAAGAGGUGGUACUGCAGCCAGAGUCCGUACAGACAUGGGGACAGAGAACGGUACAAUGGAAGACAUUCAAAGAAUUUUACGCCUUGAUAAUGAUGACAGCUUUGCCAGAAAUUGCUUCAUUUUAGGAUCCAGCACCCACAAUCAGCGAAUAGAGAGCUGGUGGGCUUUCUUAAGGAAACACCAUGCACAGUACUGGAUUAACGUUUUUCAAAAACUGAAGGAUUCAGAUGAUUUCACUGGGGACUUCUUGGACAAGCAGCUGAUUCUUUUCACCUGUUUGAAGAUCAUUGAGGAAGAGCUUCAAAAUGUUGUUCAUUUAUGGAACACUCACAUCAUUCGUCAGAGCAGAAAUGCGAUUGCUCCAAGUGGCCGACCAUGCAUGAUGUAUACCCUCCCGCAGCUUUUUGGUGGACAAGAUUAUUUGAAGCAAGUUUCCGAGCAAGCAGUGGCAACUUGCAAAGCACAUUGUCUUCAGAGGGGACCAGACACAUGUGAUGAAACCGUCUUCUCACUAUCCUGCCUCCUGAUGGCAGAAAACUGUCUUCAUGCACCGACCACACCAAAUGAAGCAAUUGAAGUGUAUCUAUUUUUAAGAGCUUCCAUACGUUCAAACCUGUCAGACGUGUAA
Oryzias latipes (Japanese medaka) is the source of this 1444-nucleotide messenger RNA. The record is from RefSeq and is a predicted model, not a curated record. NCBI's taxonomy places the organism in Eukaryota, Metazoa, Chordata, Actinopteri, Beloniformes, Adrianichthyidae.